Molecule: messenger RNA, 93 nt
Organism: Caenorhabditis briggsae
Lineage: Eukaryota; Metazoa; Nematoda; Chromadorea; Rhabditida; Rhabditidae
Exons: 2
Coding region: 1-93 (30 amino acids)
Molecular function (GO): protein binding
Source: RefSeq, a predicted model, not a curated record
AUGGCCGAUUACGUUCAACCAACACUUUUAGAUAUGCCUGAAAUUGUAAUGAACCAUAUUUUCAGCUACUUGGAUGUGAAAUCAAUUACCUAA